AUGGGCCAUUUCGACGCAAAACACGAAUUGCACAAACCUUGGAUUGAAACGCCUUUAAUCGAGUCGACAACUCUUUCAAAGGCGGCCGGAUGUCGCAUUUUCCUCAAAAUUGAGUCCCUUCAACCGUCCGGCUCGUUCAAAUCACGGGGCAUUGGAAACUUGGUCCUCACAUCUCUUGCUGAUCCAUUGAACCAUGGAAAAGCCCUGCAUUUCUUCAGCUCCUCAGCAGGUAAUGCAGGACUCGCAGCAGUCGUCGCCGCUCGGGAUCUUGGCUGUGCCUGUACCGUUGUUGUCCCCCUCAGCGCAAGUCCCAUGAUGAUUAAAAAAAUACGGGCUGAAGGGGCUUCGGAUGUCAUUCGACAUGGCGCUAGUUGGUUCGAAGCUGACGCCUACCUGCGGGAAACCUUCAUCGAAAAUGAAGACAGCAAGUCGGAUGCUUUGACCAGAAAUGUUUAUAUUCCACCAUUCAAUCACCCUGACAUCUGGCAAGGUGCAGGGACCAUGGUUGAUGAAAUGGUAAAGCAGUUACCUUCGAGACACUGCAGCAAACCCGAUACCGCUUAUUCGUUCCCGGCAGAUGCGAUUGUCUGCAGUGUUGGUGGCGGUGGUCUUCUGAACGGAAUUAUCAAUGGCCUUGGGAGGCAUUUACCAGCCUAUCAACCAUCGAAAGCGGUACGAGUUAUUGCAGUUGAAACAGCUGGGGCAGAUGCGCUGGCGCAUUCGCUGCGCCAGGGUUCGUUGUACACACUACCUGCGAUAACCUCGCAGGCAAUCACCCUAGGAGCACUUUACGUUGAAGAACGCACAGUCGCCUCCCCCGGUGUUGAGGUUAUCAGUGUGGUGGGUACCGACGCUGAUGCUGCAAAGGGGGUUGUGCGUUUGUGUGAUGAACUGCGGUUGGAGGUCGAGCUGGCUUGCGGAAUCAGUGUUCAAGUUGGGCUAGAUAGGCUCAAGGAGGUCAUGCCAGACCUAAUGCCGGAUAGUCGAGUUGUGAUUGUUGUUUGCGGAGGAAGUGCUAUUACGCCUGAAAUGAUCACGGAUUAUCGCCAGAAGCUUGCAAAUGGGUGGCGAUGA
This is a messenger RNA of Penicillium nucicola, 1074 nucleotides long. Its product is annotated as putative L-serine dehydratase. The transcript has 4 exons. Gene Ontology annotation, biological process: L-threonine catabolic process; L-serine catabolic process. Gene Ontology annotation, molecular function: threonine deaminase activity; pyridoxal phosphate binding; L-serine ammonia-lyase activity. Bases 1 to 1074 code for a protein of 357 amino acids. Lineage: Eukaryota; Fungi; Ascomycota; Eurotiomycetes; Eurotiales; Aspergillaceae. The record is from RefSeq and is a predicted model, not a curated record.